Molecule: messenger RNA, 3053 nt
Organism: Motacilla alba alba
Lineage: Eukaryota; Metazoa; Chordata; Aves; Passeriformes; Motacillidae
Gene: TLX1
Product: T cell leukemia homeobox 1
Exons: 3
Coding region: 675-1604 (309 amino acids)
Biological process (GO): regulation of transcription by RNA polymerase II; animal organ development
Cellular component (GO): nucleus
Molecular function (GO): DNA-binding transcription factor activity, RNA polymerase II-specific; RNA polymerase II cis-regulatory region sequence-specific DNA binding
Source: RefSeq, a predicted model, not a curated record
CCUCUUGUGUGCUCUUCUCUGCUGUCAUUCACUGGGCUGCUCUCAGCAUCCAGCCAAUGGAGAGUGAGGGCCUGCAGCAGUAGGCCCUGGGUAGGGUGAUUGAUGGGCAAGCGGGGCGGCGGGCGAUCGCACUCACAAUCCGCCGCGCUCCGCUCCGCGGGGCUCUCGGCUCCCCACCGCCCGCCGCGGCGAGGGGUCCCCUGGGCACCCUUGUGUGUGUGCGUACGUCUGUGUGUCCUGGGUGAGAGGCUCCUGACGUGUCUUGGUACCUGGGGGAGCUGGGUCUCACCCGAGCGGGACCAGCGUGCGUGGCUGGGGCGUCUCCGCUCCUGGAAGCUGUCGGGUGCGCUCGGCGCGGUUGUGUCUCCGGUGUCUGUGUCCUCUGCCGCGCCGGGCACGGCUGUCGCGUCCCGGGCUGCGGGGGUGUUUCACUCUUGUACCUGGGCUGCGCAUGGCUGUGCUGCUGUGUCUUCGUGCUGAGCGUGUGGCUGCGGUGUCCCGGCCUUGCGAGGCUCUGCUGGCGUUUCUCGGGGUGCUGUGCCGUCGUGCUAUGGGACUGAGCGCGUAGCCGGCGUUCCCCGGCUCUGCGCGGCCCCGUUGCCGGUUUCGGGGCGGUGCGGGUCUGUGCUGCCCUGCCCGGGGCAGAGGUCCGGCCCCGGUGCCCGAGCGGCGGCAUGGAGCACCUCGGGGCUCACCACCUGCACCAAGGGCAAGCCGAGCCCAUCAGCUUCGGCAUCGACCAGAUCCUCAACACGUCGGAGCCGGGCAGCUGCAUGGUGUCGCACCCGCGGCUGCAGGACUCGGCGGACUACGGGCUGGGCUGCAUCGUGGGCAGCGCCUAUAACACGGUCACGGGUGGCUACGGGGCGAGCGGCGGCGCGGCCGGCGCCUACAGCGGCACCUCCUGCAGCAUGGGCGGCCUGCCCGGCUCCUACAACGUGAACAUGGCGGUGAGCAUGAACGGCAACACCUUGAGCUCGGCCGGAGGGGUGAUCCGCGUCCCGGCCCACCGCCCCGUGGCCGGCGGCGUCCACCAGCCCCUCUCCGCCGCCGUGCCGGCGGUGAACGGCAUGAACAGCCUCACGGGGCUCACCUUCCCAUGGAUGGAGAGCAACAGGCGAUACACAAAAGACAGGUUCACAGUGGCCCUCUCACCCUUCACUGUAACACGCCGUAUAGGUCACCCCUACCAGAACCGCACGCCCCCCAAGAAGAAGAAGCCGCGCACCUCCUUCACCCGCCUGCAGAUUUGCGAACUGGAGAAGCGCUUCCAUCGGCAGAAAUACCUGGCCUCGGCCGAGCGCGCUGCCCUGGCCAAGGCCCUCAAGAUGACGGACGCCCAGGUGAAGACCUGGUUCCAGAACCGGCGCACCAAGUGGAGGAGGCAGACAGCGGAGGAGCGGGAGGCUGAGCGGCAGCAAGCAAAUCGCAUCCUCAUGCAGUUGCAGCAGGAAGCCUUCCAAAAAACCAUCAACCAGCCCAUCCAAGCCGACCCCAUCUGUGUCCACAACUCCUCUCUCUUCGCCCUUCAGAAUCUCCAGCCUUGGUCUGAUGACUCCACCAAGAUCACCAGUGUCACCACUGUUGCCUCUGCUUGUGAAUAAGUCUGGCACCCACUGGUGGCACCUACACCUUCUACUGGCGGGGCUGUCCCCAGGGGGACACCAGGCAUCCUUGGUGGGACAUGUAGCAACUCUGUUUCUCCCCGGGGAGGGCUGGAAUCCCCUGAUCCUCUGGCCACAUGCAUCCCAUGUAUCCAGCUGGAGAAGCCCUCCACAAGGAACAAAAAGAAGGAAAGUCACCCCAAAAACUCUCCCUAGCCAUGGAGUUGCUGGAACAGCAAUGCUGUCUCACCUCCCCCCAGCCCCUUUGUUCUCCUGAAAGUCUCCAGUGUCGACCCUGAACUUGCUGACGUGCUGCCAGACAAAAGCCCAGCCCUGACAGACACAGCCGCUGGUGAUCAUCCAGCUGGGGGAGAGGAAAACUUCCUUAGGAUUCUACUGGCGGCAGUGCAAAGUCUAUGUACACCCAUAUAUAUAUAUAUAUAUAUAUAUGUGUCUAUAUAUAUCUACAUAUAGAUAUAUAUAGGUAUAUGUUUUGAACUGUUGGCUUGAAAGAAAAGGAGAAGGCUCCUGGGAAGCACGUCUCUGCUGUGAGCCUUCUUGGGUUGUGCGCACCGGAGACGUUCGGGGAUGCAACAAAUGGAGGAAACAGCAGCAAUUUCUGCUCGUGCCAGAUGGGAACCCUUCAGAUCUCACCUCGCUGUCUCUCCUCCCCUUUUUCAUUAAUUUUUUCUUGUGAGGGGGGAACAAGAGAAGGAUCUGACAGACUCCUGAGGACGGUAAAUAUGAUAUCUCAAUUGUAUGAAGAGCCCAAACAGUCCCUGGCUGCCACGGACUCUGUGCCCAUCAGCGAGUAUUUUAAUAACGAGAAGACCUGGGUGGCAGUUUGUGGGGGUAAUGCAGUUUCUUUCCAUGGAAUAUUUCCAUAUAAUUUGCAAAAUGUUGUCCAAUGUUUUAUUUUAUCAGUUUUCCAUUAGAAGGCAGUUUCUGACAACAAAAAAUCGAUUUCACUCUCAGCUGUUUAACUUAGUUGUUCUUUUAAUUGUACCAAGAGAAUGAGACAAAAUUAAACAAAGCACUUCUAGCAAAUGCCAGGAAUAUAUAGCUAUAUAUAUAUAUAUAAACAAUAUAUAUUUUUCAGUUACUUAUAAUCUAAAACAGCGCUGCCAAUUUAAGCAGUUAGUGCAAACAAGCAACCAGAAAACCUAUUUUCAGUGAGAUUUUUAAAGGCAUUCAUUUGUUUGGUUUUUUUGUUGUUUUUUUUCUUAAGUUAUGCACUUACAAGGUGUUUUAUGUGUAUUCAUUUUAUAAAGUGCUUGUGUAAUUUAUGUGGAAAUGAAAAAGAAAAUAAAAAAUCUCCAGGGUACUGAAUAAAUCAUUUAAAGCCUUGCUGUUCCCUGUCUAUUAGUUCCCCAAGAGGAGACAGCAUAUCACAACUACUGCUGAAGCCUGUGCUAUUUUUUUUUUAAAUAAAAAUAGAGUUAACAUUUC